AUGGUUCGUCGACGACUCAACAAACAAAGCACAUACACAAGCCCUGUCGAUGAUAUAUCGUUGUCAGCCUCGAGAGUGAAAAGAGAAAGUGAACAAGAAGCUGACACAGGGAAUGAAACUGCGCGUUCUGUUUCAUCUUCAUCAUCAUCAUCAUCAUCAUCACCCAAUUGGAUAAUCUUAGCCAUUGCAAGCGGAUUAUUCGCCGCGACGAAUGGAUUAUUUGCGAAGUUAACAACAACCUCCCUCACAUCCGCCUUCUCCCAAACUCUCACUCGUCUCCUCAACCUCCCGCCCUCCUCAGAGGCAUUAGCGGAGUAUGUAACCCGCGCUCUCUCCUUCGCCCUGAAUCUCCUUUCCAACGGGAUGAUGUGGGCACUAUUCACGCGGGCCCUCACCGCGUCAGCAUCUAGUACAAAAGUUGCAAUUACGAAUACGACGGCGAACUUUUUGCUUACGGCGUUGUUGGGGAUGGCAGUUUUUGGCGAGAAGGUGGAUGCGUUGUGGUGGGUGGGAGCUGCUUUGAUGGCUGGGGGUUGUGUUAUUGUGGGGAUGAGGGAGGGGGAGGGGGAGGGGAGAAAGUAA
Molecule: messenger RNA, 582 nt
Organism: Paracoccidioides lutzii Pb01
Exons: 3
Coding region: 1-582 (193 amino acids)
Source: RefSeq, a predicted model, not a curated record